Molecule: messenger RNA, 3778 nt
Organism: Chara braunii
Lineage: Eukaryota; Viridiplantae; Streptophyta; Charophyceae; Charales; Characeae
Source: the annotation of a GenBank genome assembly
UGCCACAUCACUAACAGUACCACGCCAGCAGUGCCAAAGUGCCACGUCAGCAGUGCCCAGCCACCAUUACGGGCUCAGCUCUGGGCAUGCCAGCCCAACUGGCCAACGAGUCCAUUGCCGAGUACAAACAGCGGUUCCAGACUCAGCUCGCACUAAUCGAGGCUGAGGAACAGCGCCAGGUGGCAGCCGAGGCUGUCCGCCUACAGGCUGAAGCGGCGGCAACAGCUGAGAAACAGCGACUUCAAGCCGAAGCUGAAGCAGAUACCCAGGCACGCCGCAAGGAGGCCCAGGAUCUGCUACAGCGGCAUGAAGCCACCAGCAUAGAAAAGCCCAAGUUUUGGCACUUUGAACCAUCCGAGGAGCUCGGCGACGCGAUACCGGAGGAGCAGCACAAGGAAUUCAUGGCCAAACUCGUGACUAGGUUGGUUUACACUUGUAACCACCUGCAGUCCGAGUUGGCGAACCUCCAGCGGGUCGUACGGAACCACAAGGCUCAGCACGAGGAUGCAGCACGGGCACUUGAUUCCCGUGUACAGGACUUGGAGCAAACUGCACCAAGACCGGAGGCUGGCGAGUCCAGCAGUGCACCCUCUGCCCGCCAACUGGAGGAACGAGUUGACCGCGUGGUCGCAAUGCUCAGCGACAUCAGUACCUUCGUUGCACCAGCCACCAUCAGCAACCAGCUGGACACCUUGAAGACCGAGGUUCAGCAACUGCAGCUGCCUAACAAGGAUGGCAACACCACGCAGCACUACAAGAUGCCGACAUUCCAAAUCAAGAAGUUCGAUGAUUAUACGCAUCAAGACCCGGUCCUCUGGUGGGAGGGCUUUACGACGCAACUUCGGAUUCUGUUCGUCGCCAAGCACGCGUACAUCGGCGCGUUGUUCCUCAACUCAAAGGGCGGAAGUCAUACCUGGCUGAGCCACCUGGCAACCGUCCACGGCGUCGACAUCGCAGAUCUGAAAGAUAAGAUCUCUUGGGAAGAGUUAACACGACUAUUGAAGAAACAGUUCAUCAUAGACGACGCCCCGACGCUCGCCAUCAACCGCCUCUUUGCUAUGACGCAAGGCAACACAUCGACACGUGACUGGCUCACGGAAUGGCAAAAGAUCGCGGCAACGCCCGAUCUUGACUUGCCAUUUUCGCAUCGGCGCCGAGAGUUCUACAACCGGUCAUGUGCCGCCUUGAGCCUUGCACUUGGUGAUCGCGAGCAAUACGCAACCUUCGCUGAAAUCAUCGACAAAGCAAGGGAGAUCAUCAAGACCAAUAGGGCAGCUGCACAUGAGAAAUCAGCAUGGCAGCCAACCUAUGUGGAGAAGGUGAAAACUGGUCCGCAACCGCAGCAUGUCACUGCAGUCCAAUCGGACAACAUUGUGGAAGACCCGGCAACCACCCAAGCGUCACGUGAGGGAGAUCAGGUGGCUGUUGUCCAGCCGCGAAGCAACAACAAGUCCCGAGGAAACGGGAAGGCGAAAACCACAUCGCCGGCCGAAAACGGACAGCCAGCACAAUGGGUCAAGUUUCACUUGACCGAGGUGGAAUACAAGUGGCGCGGCAGCUACGGAUGCUGCUAUUGGUGCAAUGACACCAAGCACAAGACCUCCCAAUGUCCGGAUCAAGGCAAGGAGGAUGUUCGGCCUCUACCAACUCCGUUGAUGGACGCCAGAGUAGAGGUUGUCGACCUUCACGCCUACAUUGCGAAGAUCGACCGCGAGUUCAAGACACAACGCGAGGAAGAGUCAAGUGUGCUACGGGCACAACUCGACGACCUUCUGGAGAAAGGCUGGAUUCGGCCUAGCUCAUCGCCAUACGGUGCUCCGGUUCUCUUCGUCCGGAAGAAGAACAAGGAUUUGCGGUUGUGCAUCGAUUAUCGCAAGCUCAACAUGCAAACGAUCAGAAACGCCGGCCCUCUUCCACGCAUCGACUACCUCCUCGAGCGGCUGGGCGGCGCCAAGUUCUUCUCCGAGCUUGACCUCAAGUCGGGAUAUCACCAACUCCAGAUUAGGCAGGAGGACCGCUACACGACCGUGUUUAAGACGCGAUAUGGGCAUUUCGAAUGGCUGGUUAUGUGGUUUGGCCUUACGAAUGCUCCGGCCACUUUCCAAGCGGCUAUGACAACGGAGUUCCGACACAUGCUGGAUCGAUACGUACUUAUCUACCUCGAUGACAUCCUAGUGUACAGCCGGAGUUUGGAGGAGCAUGUGGAACACUUGCGCACCGUUUUGGAGCGGCUACGACAAGCCAAGUACAAAGCCAACCGCGACAAGUGCGAUUUCGCACGGCAGGAGCUGGAGUACUUGGGACAUUAUGUGACGCCGCAAGGCAUCCGUCCACUUGCGGACAAGAUCGAGGCCCUCCGCGUAUGGCCCGAGCCCACCAACACCACGGACAUUCGUUCAUUCAUGGGGUUGGCGGGCUACUAUCAACGAUUCAUCACCGGGUACUCAAGGAUUGUUGCACCUAUGACGAGAUUACAAUCGCCAAAGGUGCCAUUUGUGUUCGAUGAUGACGCACGUCGGUCAUUCCAAGCACUUAAGACGACCAUGCUCAUGGCACCCGUCCUUAGCAUCUAUGACCCCACCCUGCCAACGAGAGUGACAACCGACGCUUCCUGCUAUGGCAUUGGGGCAGUCUUGGAACAACACGAUGGCGACGACUGGCACCCUGUGGAGUAUUUCAGCCACAAAGUGCCUCCCAUCAAUUCACUUGAUGAUGCAAGGAAGAAGGAGUUGCUCGCGUUCGUGAUGGCUCUCAAGCGAUGGUGGCACUUCCUCCUUGGGCAUCGUAGGUUCACAUGGGUCACGGACAACAACCCAUUGACCUACUACAAGUCGCAGGAUAUGGUGAGCAGCACGAUCGGACGAUGGAUGUACUUCAUCGACCAAUUUGACUUGACACCGAAACAUUUUCCCGGCCUCUCCAAUCGCGCAGCAGAUGCACUCUCGCGAAGACCUGAUCUUUGCGCUAUGACACAUCAUGCCUUCGCAUUCGACGAGGAACUUCAGCAACACUUCAUCCGGGGCUAUGAGUCUGAUCCGGAUUUCGCCACGUUGUAUGCGCAACUAUCUUCGGAUCACCCGCCGACCAGCCACUAUCGCAUCGUCGAUGGGUACUUGCUUCUCCACUCGAGAGGCAAGGACUUAUUGUGUGUCCCACGCGACCGUCGUAUUCGGACUCGCCUUCUCGGUGAGUACCAUGACUCGCGACUCGCCGGCCAUWCUAGAGUCAAUCGCACUAUUGCACGAMUUCGGCAACGAUUCCGAUGGCCCGACCUCAUUACCAAUGUCACUCGGUACUGCAACUCUUGCGAAGUUUGCCGACGAAGCAAACCCCGCAACCGCAACCCCUACGGCGAGUUGCGCCCGAUGCCGAUCCCACGGGAACCUGGUCUCUCCAUUGCCAUGGAUGUCACCGGACCAUUUCCUCACGACUGCCUCGUGCACGAUGACAUCCUCACGGUCGUGGACCGUUUGAGUAAGUACGCACGUUUUCUCUCUUGCAAGUACUACUCCACGGCUCCCGAGCUGGCACGCCUCUUGCACACCGGCUGGAUUUGCGGCCACGGUGUACCGGAAGACAUAGUCAGCAACCAUGACACUCGCUUCAUGUCGGCAUUUUGGACUGCUCUCAUGCAGGAGUCCGGCACGAAGAUGAAACCAAGUUCGGCUGCUCAUCCACUGACGGACGGGUAACGGAGUGGGCACAUCAAACCGCUCAAAUGAUGCUUCGUACGCUCAUCCGUCCGGACCAGAAAGAUUGGGUUGACCGCUUCCCCGAC